CGUGGCCAUUGAGAGUGGUUCUGCGUAUAGGUGGGCAAAGGCAAAGUGGGGAGAGCGUAGCAGCGUAGCGCGCUCGUUAUGGGUACGGCACGGCAGCAUGGAGGAGGGCUUGAUAGGGUCACGUUCUGUUAACGCGCAUAUGCGCGCAUUUUCUAUAGUAAACGUUACGUAUACCAUAGAUAAAUGCGCGCAUAUGCGCGUUACGGAACGCAGGGUAGAGGCCUUAUGUGAGGGGAGACCUGCGCGAGACGGACGAGUUUUCGUGGGGGCCGGAGGCCGGAGCCAUAUAAAAAGAAAAGAAAAAAAAGACGAGCUUUCGUUGUUUCAUCUGAUCUACUCUCAAUAGUCUCAAUCCCAAUCUCUCGUGAUCUCUCGCAAUCUCUCGUUGGACGGAGUAUAGUAUACUUAUAUCUCAGAGCUCGGGACGUUCGUGAAGAUGCCGUUAAAUUACUACGAGGUGCUCGGCUGCAGCGAGGAGUCCACUCAGGAAGAGGUCAAGCGCGCUUACCAUCGACGCUUACUGCAGUUUCAUCCUGAUAAGAACAGCGCCGCGGACGUUCAGGAGUUUCACGACGUCAGGGAAGCCUGGCAGAUACUCCGACAUCGAGAGUCCAGGAGGAAGUACGAUGCAACCUGCAAGCAGGAGCAGUUAGAGGAAGAAGAGGAAGACGGUCCCGUGUACGCGCGUCUCUCACUGGACGACAUGGAGGAGUCCGUUUUCGAAGAUAUGUGGUUCUACCGUUGUCGGUGCGGCGAUAAAUACUUUGUCGACCGAGAUACUCUUCCUGAGAAGGACAGUUUACUUCAAGUGAAGUGCAACGGCUGUACGCUUAUCAUCAUUGUCGAAGUAUAGCACGCCGAUAUUUAUAUUGGCCACGAAGUUCAACCUUUGAUGGCAUCUGUAGGCCUUUUUCUUUUUCUUGUUUUUCUUUUCUUUUUUUUUACUGUAAAACACGACUGAACUUCACUUAUUUGAUCGAAUGCAAGCGAGAUGAUGAGGAGAAUGCGUUUUCUACGUUUGAUUGUAUAGUAUGGCGAGAUAACACUUACAGCUGUGUAGAAAGAGGUCGAAAUCGAAUAUUUAUUUUGUACAAAAUAUGUUUCUCAGCACAAGAACAUGUGUACACUUAUAAUAAAUUUUAAAAAAAGAAAAACAUCUAAAA
Molecule: messenger RNA, 1163 nt
Organism: Temnothorax curvispinosus
Lineage: Eukaryota; Metazoa; Arthropoda; Insecta; Hymenoptera; Formicidae
Product: dnaJ homolog subfamily C member 24-like
Exons: 2
Coding region: 437-853 (138 amino acids)
Biological process (GO): positive regulation of ATP-dependent activity
Molecular function (GO): ATPase activator activity; ferrous iron binding
Source: RefSeq, a predicted model, not a curated record